Schistosoma spindalis is the source of this 2284-nucleotide messenger RNA. NCBI's taxonomy places the organism in Eukaryota, Metazoa, Platyhelminthes, Trematoda, Strigeidida, Schistosomatidae. The record is from the annotation of a GenBank genome assembly.
UCCAAAUUUAUUAUUCUAUUAUGAAUAAAAUACAUUGAGCAUCUCGUAAGAAUGGAAUUAAACAAUGAAACUAAUUUUUUGAGCUCCAAGGAUAUGAGUACGGAAGAUUUAUUAAAACUUUUAUCGAACUGUGCUGAACUGAUCGAAUUACCAAAUAAUAAUACAUAUUUCAUUCAAGACAUUGGAAGUAUGCCAGGUCUCUUCAAACCAAAUUGGGUUGUUCUAUAUAAUGUAGCAUUUGAUGUAUUCUUGGUUGGUUGUAUACUACUUGCUGGGAUUACCGGCAAUGUUUUAAGUGGAUUCGUUCUAGCACGUGACAGAUCUCACGGAACAACUAGUUUAAUAUUAACAAGUUUAGCCGUAUUUGAUACAGCAUUUCUAAUAUUAUGCUUUUUUUUCCAAUUUCUGAAAACAUUGUCAUUCUAUAUUUUAUGGUUGUCAUACAUAAACUUUUAUGCUCAUACAAGUAAAAUAUUGUAUGGAUCUGGGAUGGCGGUAAGAAUGAUGAGAAAUUGGACUGUUGUUCUAGUAUCAUUAGAGCGUUGGGUAGCUGUAUGUAAACCACUUCAUGCACCUAGUAUAUGCACACGGAAAAAAGCGCAUAUUGCUAUAACACUCAUUGUUAUAUUAUCAUCGCUUUACAAUAUUCCACAUUUUUUUAUUGUUGAUGCAAUGCCAUUAUUGUGUUACUCUAAUGAAGACAACAAAACAAAUAUUCUACAUUCUGGUUAUUAUAACUUUACGGAAUUACCUAAAGGUAUUCUCAUAUAUCAUAGUGCUAUACGGUCAUGGGUGAAUAAUAACUAUGCCUUCAGAUUAAUUUAUCGUCUAAUCAGUUAUACAAUUUUAAUUGUUAUUCUACCUAAUGUUAUCAUUGCCAUUUUUAAUGUGCUACUUAUUCGUGGAAUUAAGUUUGCGAAUCAGAGGAGAGCACAAAUUAUUGCUAGAAUAGAUUGCGCUAACAGACAGUUUGAACAAUGUAGUUAUCAUUCUCUUCACAGAGACUAUCAUCAACAUCCUCAAAAACAGCAUCCAUCACAUCAUCAUACUAUCCCAAAAUGUUGCCAUGGAGCACCAAGUUCUUCAGAUAAUCAUGCUUAUUUUGUGCGUGUUACAAAAUCUAAUCGUUCUCGUACAAUGGAAGUAAAUCGUUUAUGUGUUGGAGUAAUUAUAAUAUAUUUAGUGUGUGAAUUACCAGCUGUUGGAUACCAAAUUAUUUAUCUGAUUAAUCAUCGAAGUUUAAUCGAAAUUAUUCGUCCAGUUACAAAUGCCUUAGUAUGUUUAAAUAGUGGUGUAAACUUUUUUGUCUACGUUUUUCUUGGAAGACGAUUCCGUUCACAGUUAAAAGACUUAUUUAGAAAUUUAAUCAAUAAAUGUGGAAUACAUAGUAAUCAACGAAAAACCACCAAUCCAUCUACUCAUUAUAUGAAUUCAUGGCAUUCACGACAUGAUAUUGCAUCGAUGGAUAAAGAAAGUGAACAACUAUUAAUGAAAGAAAAUAAAUCUACAGGACAAAUAAUGAAAUCAGAUUUGAAACCAGCUACUACACGUCUCAGUUUAAGUGCAGCUUAUACACAAACUUCUGUUAUGGAAACAUAAACUGAUAAAUGUAUACGUAACUAAAUAUUGUACAGUUUCACAUAAAAUUGACAAGCAAUUAACUAUUCCAUAACAUUAAAAAUAAAGAGAGAUAAUUUGUGAUGGAAUUCAUAGAUACUAUUUUUUACAUUUCACACAAAUGAAUUACAUUAUUAAAUUAAUUAUCAUUUCAAUUUAAAUCAAUUGUACAGACAAUAAUAAUUAUUUUGAUAGGUAAACAAAAUUAACCAAUGUGUACAAAACACUUAAAGGUUUGUGUUUAAAAAACAAAACAACAACAGUUGGUAAGAUUUAAAUAUAUAUUGUUACUGACUAGGAUACUUGUAUUAAUGAUGAUAAAAUUGCUUAGAUUUUGAAAGUGUAGAAUAACAACAUUAUAGAAUAAUAAUAAUUUAUUAUAUUAUUCUGUACUUUUCACCUUGAUAUUGAAAAUGUAUAUUACUGAAUAUACUUUUUAAAAGAUCAUCAUUUUUAUUAGUAGUUUUUAUUUGGUGUUUUUUUAAUGACUAGCUGCAUUACAAAUGUAACUUAAAAUUGUCAAUAAAUUACUAAAUAUUUUUUUAUGCUUCUGUAUGCCUAAGGAAUAUUAGUGAAAGAGUUUUGAAAUUAUAUUUCUGAAUGAUGAGCGAAGAGUUUACUUUAUAAUUUUAAUGUGACGUUUAAGUAAUAAAUAUAUAUCUAUCUA